This is a messenger RNA of Prorocentrum cordatum, 1652 nucleotides long. The record is from the annotation of a GenBank genome assembly. NCBI's taxonomy places the organism in Eukaryota, Dinophyceae, Prorocentrales, Prorocentraceae.
AGCUAUUUUGGCUCAGGCUGCGCGGGAUGCGAUGGCCGCGUUUCAGGGCUGACGCUGGCGGCAGCCCGCCACAGCGGGCGGCCUGGCGCUGGGCACCAUGGCGACCCAGCCAGCGCCCGCGGCGUCUGGCGCAGCCUCGGCGCGCAUCCCGCCCGUGGUGGCGCCGCUCCUGCAGCUGCUGCCCGGCGCGGCGCAUGCCGUGGCGAUGGUCACCGUGGGGCAUCCGUUCGACACGGUGAAGACGCGGUUGCAGUUGCAGCUCCACCCUGGCAUCGUCAGCUGCUGCAGGGAGCUGGUGCGGUCGGAGGGGCCGCGUGCCCUCUAUCGCGGGGCAGCCAUGCCUCUGGCGAGUCUGGUUACCAAGCGGCCCUUUGAGUUUGUGGCGUUCGAGUGGUUCAACAGCAGGUUUAAUCACCUACCGGGAGCAUCUUACUUCGGUGGUUUUCUGGCUGGGAUCUUGGGGGCUCUGAUUGGUUGUCCGUUCUCGGUGGUGAAGAUCCAGCUGCAGGCGAGCGGCAGGGACGUUCAUGCGAACACGAGGAGUGCUAUCCUCGCUGUCUGGGGAUCCCGCGGAUCUACUGGCUUCUAUCAUGGUCUCGGGGCGAUGGUCAUCCAGCAGGUCCCGUACGGAACGGUGUACCUGGGGACGUACGGGAAGUUGCGCGAGUUCUUGCCCAAGGGCUACUGGAGCACGGCAGUGGCAGGAGGCGUCGCUUCGCUCACGACCUGGACUCUGCUGAUGCCCCUGGAUACGGUCAAGACCCGCAUCCAGGCCGCGGCGCUCCAGAGCGAGAGCCAGCGCCGCUUGGGCUGGACAGGGCAGCUGCGGCACGUGGUCCGGGAGCUCGGGCCGCGCGGGCUCUGGGCGGGCUGGAGCCCCGCGGCCCUGAGAUCCUUGCCGACGAGCGCCGCGUCGAUGCUCGCGUACGAGAAGGUGCGCUCGCUGGUGGCGUCCGAGGGCAGACGGGAUGAGCACGCGAGGCGGCGAGUCACGUGACUGGUCUCCCGUGGCCCUGGCAGCUCGAGGAAACUCGAGGGAAGUCUUCCUCCGUCCAGUGUGUGCAUGUGGGAGCGGAGGAGGUGCACUCGGGCUCUGGGCUGCGAGCGCCGUGUGUGGAGCGGCUGCCGCAUCGGGUGCAGAAGAGACGGCAUGGGCAACACUGCUAGAGCCCCACCUUCCCCUCGAUGGCGGGUUGCCGCCUCGGCUGGAAGAGGUCCGCAGCCUCUGCACGGUUCCUGUCGAUCCUCGUUUGAUGGCUGUAUGUGAGCGCCUCUCUCCCGGAGGGGGGGGGGGCGAGGGCACAUGUUCGGCAGAGGUUCGGGGUCGGUCCAGCGCAAGAGCUGCCAUGACUUGCAAUUCGAGUGCGUGGCUGGGCGAACUCGGUGUUUCGGGCCCGCGGCGCCGACAAGAGGUCUGAGGCGAGCUUAGACGGCUUAGGAUGAGAGGCUGAGAAGCCCGAAGCUUUAUCCGCACAGGGCUGUAAGAGACCACACGAGGCGGCGACAGCCUCACCGCGGUUUUCUGCUCCUCCACUGGCCCUGCGCUGAGAGCCUGGCGUCUGAGACCGCCUGUGAUGGCGCCAGACAACGCAAACGCGCACGCGCCAGAUGCAUGUUGGAUCCCCCCUCCACACACGCACUCUUUCGCGCGG